Molecule: messenger RNA, 1380 nt
Organism: Falco peregrinus (peregrine falcon)
Lineage: Eukaryota; Metazoa; Chordata; Aves; Falconiformes; Falconidae
Gene: MSRA
Product: methionine sulfoxide reductase A
Exons: 6
Coding region: 47-742 (231 amino acids)
Biological process (GO): cellular response to oxidative stress
Cellular component (GO): cytoplasm
Molecular function (GO): peptide-methionine (S)-S-oxide reductase activity
Source: RefSeq, a predicted model, not a curated record
CGCGCCGGGCCACCCCCCCCGCCCCAGCCGAGUCCCCUCAGGGGCGAUGCCGGCAGCGCCGCGGCGCCUCCUCCGAGCGCUCUCCAGCUCCACCUUCCGGAUGGGCGACUCGGGCUCCCGAUUACCGCAGAAGGAAGAAGCGCUCCCCGGCAGGAGCCAGCACGUCCCGGUGGCAGAUAAACAUCAUGUCAAUGGAAACAGAACGGUAGAACCUUUCCCAGAGGGAACACAGAUGGCUGUAUUUGGUAUGGGCUGUUUCUGGGGAGCUGAGAGGACAUUUUGGAGACAGAAGGGAGUCUACUCCACUCAGGUGGGUUACGCAGGAGGGUAUACUCCAAAUCCUACCUACAAAGAAGUCUGUUCAGGUAAAACUGGCCACACAGAGGCUGUACGAGUAGUAUAUCAGCCAGAAAACAUCAGCUUUGAGAAACUGCUCAAGGUCUUCUGGGAGAAUCAUGACCCGACACAAGGGAUGCGACAAGGUAAUGACUUUGGCACACAGUAUCGCUCGGCCAUCUACACGUUUUCUCAGGAACAGCUGGAAGCUGCCUUGAGAUCUAAGGAAGAAUAUCAAAAGGUAUUGACAGAGGGUGGUUUCGGUCCCAUCACAACAGAAAUCCGGGAGGCUCCAGAGUUUUAUUACGCCGAAGAUUACCACCAGCAGUACCUCAGUAAGAACCCCGGUGGAUACUGCGGCCUCGGGGGAACAGGGCUUUCCUGCCCUAUAGGGAUCAAGAAAUAGCCUGUGCUUACUCCACCACCUCCACUUUGUUUUAGGGAGUUGGAAAAAAAGCCGACAACCCUGCCAGGUGUUACAGUACGCCCACAGCAUCAGUGCAUAAAGAUCUGGGACCCUGUUGGGGUGGCUUUCCGUAAUUUGAGCAAUUCCCCAAUCACCGAAAUUAAAAGCCAAAGUGUAGGUAGAAAUUGCACCUGUGGCAAAUGCAGCUUCUUGCUCUUGAUUCUCACAGGGAGUUUCCUUGCAAUAUUGUAAUCUGGAGAGAAAAGAAACUUCUAAAAGUUUGGCUUGAAAUGCUGUUAAGAGGAUGAAUUAGGAGGUAGUUGCACCUGCUAACUGCUUUGCAUAGCUAAUGCCUUCAGACAUGUUUCUUUUCUUUGGGUUAAUGAUUUUGCUCAUGUUAUGAGACCUUUGACUUCUGGAGAUGGGGUUGGGCUCAUAUUAACUAUCACCACUCUGUAAUUUGGUGUCUUUGGGAAUGAUGAAUUUAUAGGAUUAGUAAUUCUCUUACAGUUCCACCUUCACAGCAACAUGUAAUAUCACCUGUAGUGCCUAUUUUCUGAAACAAUUUUAGCAAGAAAAAGUAAAAACUGUAAUGUGAUACUUCUUUUUGACAAUUCCAAAAACACAAAAAGAAAUCA